Messenger RNA from Pectinophora gossypiella (pink bollworm), 2389 nucleotides. It is a transcript of the gene CkIIalpha, whose product is annotated as casein kinase II subunit alpha. The record is from RefSeq and is a predicted model, not a curated record. Gene Ontology annotation, molecular function: ATP binding; protein serine/threonine kinase activity. Lineage: Eukaryota; Metazoa; Arthropoda; Insecta; Lepidoptera; Gelechiidae. Bases 276 to 1331 code for a protein of 351 amino acids. Gene Ontology annotation, biological process: protein phosphorylation. The transcript has 7 exons. Gene Ontology annotation, cellular component: protein kinase CK2 complex; nucleus; cytosol.
AUAGUAUAGUGGCGGGAGGAAGAGUAAAAAAGUAGAUGGGUGGGCGUCCAUCUUGAAUUUUACUGAAUUUGAGCCGGUUUACUUGUGAUAAAGGUGGAGUUUGUGGCUCAAAAACCACGAUUUGGUGAAUUUUUAUGAAGCUUUUUGUGCUGAAAGUAUUCAUCAUAUAAAAUAGGAAUAAAUACAGUAAUGUGUUAGUAUCAUUACUUAAGACAUAUGCGAUUUCCGGAAAGAGUAUCGCCAAUAAUACCGUAAAUUGGAAGACUUAUAGAACGAUGGCAGUACCUAGUAGAGCUCGGGUAUAUGCCGAUGUCAACUCACAGAAGCCAAGAGAGUACUGGGAUUAUGAAAGCUAUGUAGUUGAUUGGAGCAAUCAAGAAGAUUACCAGUUGGUUCGAAAACUUGGACGUGGAAAGUACAGUGAAGUAUUUGAGGCAAUAAAUAUCACAAAUAACGAGAAAUGUGUAGUUAAAAUAUUGAAGCCUGUCAAAAAGAAGAAGAUUAAAAGAGAAAUAAAAAUAUUAGAAAACUUAAGAGGAGGCACAAAUAUAAUUACUUUACAAGCUGUAGUCAAAGAUCCGGUCUCACGCACUCCAGCUCUUAUUUUUGAACAUGUGAACAACACCGAUUUUAAGCAACUGUAUCAAACUCUUUCAGAUUAUGAUAUAAGGUAUUACUUGUAUGAACUUCUGAAGGCUUUAGACUAUUGCCACAGUAUGGGCAUCAUGCACAGAGAUGUCAAGCCUCACAAUGUGAUGAUUGAUCAUGAUAACAGAAAGCUGCGUCUCAUUGACUGGGGGUUAGCUGAGUUCUACCACCCAGGACAAGAAUACAAUGUUCGGGUUGCUUCCAGAUAUUUCAAGGGUCCUGAGCUUCUGGUGGAUUAUCAAAUGUAUGACUAUUCCUUAGACAUGUGGUCAUUGGGGUGCAUGUUGGCAUCCAUGAUUUUCCGUAAGGAGCCAUUCUUCCAUGGCCACGACAACUAUGACCAGCUUGUGCGCAUCGCAAAGGUGCUGGGUACAGAGGAGCUAUUUGAAUAUUUGGACAAAUAUCAUAUAGAACUGGAUCCUCGGUUUAAUGAUAUUCUUGGGAGGCAUUCCCGUAAACGGUGGGAGCGGUUUGUCCACUCAGAAAAUCAGCAUUUGGUGUCUCCUGAAGCUUUGGAUUUCCUUGACCGCCUAUUGCGCUAUGAUCACUAUGAGCGUUACACUGCUCGAGAGGCAAUGGAUCACCCUUAUUUCUAUCCAAUUGUAAAGGAGCAGGGCCGAAUGGUGUCUGCUAAUUCACCAACUCCGAAUGCAUUGCAAGGACCAAUAAAUGCUGCUGAAUAAUUGUUACAAAAGAUUCAGUAACAUUCUUUAUAAUGGUAAUAUGUAUUGAUUAUAUACUUGUACAAGAUUCCAGAAGACACUGUAAGAAGAACACCAAAUGAAGGCCACUGAUGGUGUAAAUAACUUAGGAAGAAGACAGUGAACCAACAUCUUUAAAUGUAAUUCCAAUGUUUGAUAAAUACAAAUAUAAUUUGGAAAGACAAUAUAAUUUAGUGUUUAAUAUUAGUAAAUCUGGUUUAUUCAUUGUUUUAAAAGUGUUUUAUCUCAGGUGUAAACUGCAAGACAGGUCCAUGAAAGUGAACAUGUACUCUAACUGUUAUUUUGCGAGUAUCUAAUUAUGGAUAUGAAAUUUUCAUGGUAAAAACUGAACGUGUUUUUAUUUUUACAUGAAGUUCAAUAUUAAUUUAUUGAGAUGAAGAAAAAACCAUUCGAGUUUCAUUGCACUUGAUAUUUUGCAUUUAUUAACCUAUGGUAUUGAUAUUGUAAUUACUUGUAUAAUAUAAUAUUGGUAACACCUGCAUACCAUUUGCAAGUACUGGUUAGCAGCUUAUACUAUUUAAAAUUUUGUAUUUAUGUAAUAGAGGUAAAAUGUAGAUAUGUGUGAUAUAAAUACAAAAUUUUAAAAUGAUUAAUUAAUCGUUUUCUUUUAAUUAUAUGUUUUAUAAAAGAAGACCAGUAACUAAUUAAUUAGACGAUGUCAAAAUAUUGUUUCUAAUUCUAUAGUAUGUUUAGUAAGUUACGUUAGCUGUCCUUACACAUGUUACGUUACAUUUUCUUAUAUAUAGCUAAAUCAAAUCGUAACUUCAGCAAAUAGGUGAGCCUCAUUGAAUUAAAUUAUAAUUUAUUUUUAGUGAUAACUCCAAGUUAUUGCAUCAAAAUUUUCUUAAUAAACAAUACUAACUUUGCCUGGAAUUAUUUGGGGCUUUUAAAUUUUAGGAAUCAUUUUGUCCAUCUCAUCAUUGAAAUAUUUCAACACUGUCUGAAUUUCAGAACAGUGAGAAAAGUAUUUGGAAUUAUUUUCUUAAAUUUUGUGUAAAUAAACGCCUUUCUGUCAGUUA